This is a messenger RNA of Sclerotinia trifoliorum, 1859 nucleotides long. The record is from the annotation of a GenBank genome assembly. NCBI's taxonomy places the organism in Eukaryota, Fungi, Ascomycota, Leotiomycetes, Helotiales, Sclerotiniaceae.
AUUGAUGAAUUAAGCCUUUUGAUAAUACCAUAAGCGAUGUUUGGAAAAUACUUUCCCACUUCGAUCACUUUUUGGUAUGAUCAAAAUGGUCUUAUCUUUCUUGAAAAAUCACAGCUUGUGUGAGGUAACCGCUAUCCUCCCUACACUCUCAUCACAUGGAUUACCUAUAUCUCAAAGAAUCCGUCCGCUGUUUGGUUUCGUAUCAGAAUUGGGAUUUCUAAAUGCAUGAGUACAACAUGAAGAUAUACAGAAGUCAUUCCAUCCAACAGGAUGGCUAGUACUAGAGAGCCUCUUCGAUGCAAAUUUGAAGUCAGCUCCGGGCCCUGAAACGAUAAAGUAUCAUCGACCCUUCCUUUGGUACGUAGUCAUACCAGGUAGUCAUGGCUACCGGGUUGAUCUCUAUCAUGAUAAGCCUCCUUCUUAUUCAUUUUCUUCACAUUUGAAACACUAUCUGAUCACAUUGAAAUCUUUCCUGUCAGUUAAUCUCGUUGCCUUUAACUGUACAUCUUCAUCGUGCCAGAACAACAUGGAUUCUAAUCAAAAAGGCCUGAUCGAAGCCAUCAAACAGCUGCGUUUAAAACAACCUACUAUAAGCUCCAACGAAAUAUGGGAUUAUCUCGUCAUGAACAAACGUUGGCCGUCGCCACUUGACGAGAUUACAGUGGAGUGUUGUUUGGUAGAACAUUUUGAUUAUCCUUGGGAAGAAACUAUUUUAAUGAGACGCGAUAUAUUGAAUAACCCCGAAUUAUUAGAUCCUAGUUGCGACUGUGUACGUCCUCGCCAAAUGGUGACGGAAGAUGACAUCAAGUAUUACGAAAAUUGCCCGGAGAAAGUCGAUCCAAGGGAAACUAUAUCAGGCCCGCUGUUGAAAAUGAUGUUAAAUACACCAUCCACUAUCAAGAGCUUUCUACCACAAUCCACACCAACUUCUCUAUCAGCCAUGUCUUUCUCCGAUAUGACGGUUGCUCAACGUGCCUACGCGCUCUUCUAUGCCGAAUGGGAUGCAUGGAUGGGACCACCAUCAGGUCAAAUUCAUGCCAAGGUCGAACAUCGCGAUGGUAUGGAGGCCGUGUGUUUCGAAGAUGUCUCCCACUGCGAACACAGAAUGACGUAUUGGACACCAGAAUUCAAAUACAGUUUCGAACAGCACGCUCAAAGAGCUUUACGAUCCCCAUGUAGUAAUUGGCGUUCUAAUUUUAAGUGGCUCAAAUUUGCUUUAAGCCGAACGCAAGAUCCAGACACAAUCAUGAUGGUGAACAGUGUAAGUUAUCCACCUAUUCCACAAUUUCAUCUUUCGUUCUCAAACUAAGUUUUUCUUAGGUUCUCGUGGGACGGCAUGGUCUUAAAUGUCGUCACAUGUCAAAUAUGUUUACAGAAUGGCAUAAUUGGCAUUCCGAAUGGUUCUAUGAAUGCCGUGUUUUACACACUAAAACUGGAGCCAUAGCAUAUGUUACACCCAAAAAGGGGGAUCCGGAGGUAGAAUGGGCAAAAAAUCAUGAGAACGAUUGGUUAGAUCAUUAUCCCCCUCUUGUAGUGGAUAUAGGCAGCAAAUCACCGUCUCUCGAUUCGCAGAAUGAACUGCGAGUUAAGCAAAGAAAGGAAUCUGAGGCGAUGGCCCUACAACGGCGUAUUGCAAGGGCAAAAGAUGUAUGCAGUUGAUUUAGAAAAGCUGCAUUGAUGUUGUAAAGCUGGGGUAACGGGUUUAUUGAUUAUUAUUGUUUGGUUUCAAAUUUCCAUUUUUGUUCUUCACUAUCAUUGUAUUCUUUGCAUAGGUACCUAGUAUCUUUUCCAGAAAGUCCUACACAGGUACAGGUAGAUAGAAACUUUCAUUAAUACUUAAUCUUCAAUCAUGUAAGACC